CUCCACAGAGCUUGAAGAAUGUACUCCACUGAGUCCUUGGAGUUCGAUCGAACUAGUAGAGGAGAGAGGUGAAGUGGAAAAUGGCGCCUCAUGAUCUUCGCCGUCAGUACAAGAGGCCGGCGAUCUCCGACCAGCAUCGGCGGAGGGAGCUGUCGCUCCGGCGACAGGAGCAGAACCGCCGCGACGCUCAGCUCCAGGCUCGCCGUUUGGCCUCCACGCUUCUCUCACUCGAACAGGCCUCCGCCGAGCCCGACGAUGUCGAAAUUGUACCGGAAUUCGAGCCUGAUCUUCAAUCUGAACACGAAGCGGCCGAGAGCUCCUCGAAGGACCUCGAUGUUAGCCAGGCUUCCAAGCUCAGAGGCGCCGAGGCUCGGAAGUGGUUCGCCAGGCAGCUCAUGCUUCCCGAGUGGAUGAUCGACGUCCCUGAUCGAUUGCCCCUUGACUGGUAUGUCUUCGCGAGGCCUUCCGGGAAGCGGUGCUUCGUCGUCGCUUCUAAUGGGACGACGAUCAGUAGGCAGAGAAACGGCUCUGUUCUACACCAUUUCCCGUCUGCGCUGCCCAACGGAGCUAGGACAAGAGACGCUUCAGGGUCUGGCCAUUCGUAUUCCAUACUAGACUGCAUAUUUCACGAGGCUGAUCAGACUUACUAUGUUAUUGACAUGUUGUGCUGGAAGGGUUACCCUUUGUAUGAUUGUGCUGCGGAGUUCAGGUUUUUUUGGUUGAACUCCAAGCUUGCUGAGACUGGAGCUUGUGAGCCUCCCUCGCGUUAUCAUAAAUAUAGGUUUAGUUUGGUCCCCAUUUGUACCUGUGAUCAUAGUGGUUUACAGGCAGCUUACUCAGGAACAGUGCCGUAUGUAAAGGACGGUCUAUUGUUUUACAAUAAGCAUGCACAUUAUCAACCGGGUAAUACUCCACUUUCCUUGGUUUGGAAGGAUGAGAGCUGUAGUCAAUAUGUUAUUGACACAGAUAGCAAAGGACAGGUUCCAAGCCAACAACAGGUAGUUUUGGAACUGCAAGAUGACCUUAAACUGGCAACGUCAGAUGACCCCCCUGCAGUACUUGGUUCCUUAGAUUUGGAAUUCACACAAAAGUCAGGACUGCAUUCCGGAAGUCUUCUUCGUUUUGCUAUUGGUGAUGGGGGAUUGACUAUUGUGGAUGGGAAACUCGAGAAGGCUGAUUUACACUAUCUUGGCAAGUCCAAUGGAGCACGUGCAUUUGCAGAUAGUGACUCGAAGAUUAUGUUUCAGUACAUGGCUAGGCACUCUCCUCUAAGAAUUGAUGACAUUGUAGCGUCAAUUAGCUCAUCAGGUAAUGAAGGAAACAGACCUUUGGAUGUUGAAAUGGCUGGUUGAUUGUGAGGCAAGACACAUUAGUGUUGUCGAUUACGGCUGUGUGAGUACUCUCUCCAAGGCUAUGAGUUGUAUAUUUGGUUAUAGUUGAAUACACCUGCUAAGGCUUUCAUGCAGACAACAGUAGUCGGUGGUAAGCAUAGUUCAUAGUUGCUUGGCCACAUUUUCAUAUGACUAGGCAGUUUAUUCACUGAGUCACUCUCUCUGUGUGUGUAUAACUAUUGUAAUUUUUGUAGUUACACUACAGCGUCAAAGUUUCUCUUAGUCGUUGUAUACCAAGUCAUCGACUCAUAACUUUUCCAAUUUUAUUCCUUUGUUGGAGAAAUAUUUAGGCCUUAUUGCCGUU
Morus notabilis is the source of this 1695-nucleotide messenger RNA. Its product is annotated as snurportin-1. The transcript has 8 exons. Lineage: Eukaryota; Viridiplantae; Streptophyta; Magnoliopsida; Rosales; Moraceae. Gene Ontology annotation, biological process: snRNA import into nucleus. The record is from RefSeq and is a predicted model, not a curated record. Gene Ontology annotation, cellular component: cytoplasm; nucleus. The coding region runs from base 81 to 1352 and encodes 423 amino acids.